Messenger RNA from Mytilinidion resinicola, 745 nucleotides. RefSeq lists its product as uncharacterized. Bases 36 to 629 code for a protein of 197 amino acids. The transcript is spliced from 4 exons. Lineage: Eukaryota; Fungi; Ascomycota; Dothideomycetes; Mytilinidiales; Mytilinidiaceae. The record is from RefSeq and is a predicted model, not a curated record.
ACUUUCAACAGCACUCUUUGCCAAAUGCAACUUCAAUGAUUGAUCAAUUUGACGUCAUGACAUCAACACCACUCAUCUUUUCACCUCAAAAUUUUCCUAGUUUUGAUCUUCUUUCACAGAUGAAAGCAUUCGGUUCACAUACACCGGCGGAAAACGUGUUAACUGGAUUUUCGAAUGCCCUCUCGACAGAUGUCCAAACAGACAUCGUUCAUCACUUUGUCAACAGACGCACCAAAGGCUGCUACUUGGAGUCCUUUGACAGGAAACUGCAAGCUCUGAUGCCUGAUCUGAUCGUUGACUCUACACCUACUGAAACGGAUUCGACACAACGCCAUGAUGCUGGAGCCUUCAAGUUCCUGAAGCUCAUAAUGUUCAUGGCUUCGAAUAACAUGCUCGACCCUGAAUUAAACAUCAGUAGCAAGGUCUUUCGAACAUUUCAGCAUAAGCGAUAUCAUCAUCUCGUUGAAUAUCUGGCAUCACUGAAAGGACCAGCGGCUGAAGCCUUGGUGGAAAGCCUGUUUCGGCUUGCAAUGAACGCUGAAGACUUUACUACAGCACAGCGCUUCAUCAAAAGCGGUUUGAACCCAAAUGAACAAGUUAUUGUCGACCAAUACGCGGUGUCGACGUGAAUAGGUCACUUUCUUCAAAAUCUCCCAUGGUCAGAUUCAUGGCUAAUUGGACCGAAAAUCUCGACGACAUCAAAGACCAGAUUGAUGUCGACGUUGUGAAGCUGAUGGUUGAGGCC